ACACAUCCGAUCCAACAACUUGGUUGCUCCUAUAUAUAAACCCAUAUUACUUCACACUUAAUUCACAACAAUCCUCAUACUUUCAACAACAUAACUUAUUACAGCAACACAUAAAUUGCCUCCUUUGUUUUUGCAUAGAUAUUACAUACAAAUGGCUCAAACAACUCCCAAUCAAAGGACUUUAUGGGCGGCUCAUGAUAUUACAUCUAUAUUGAUAUGACCAUAAAGUCCUUUAUAUGUUGUGAUUAUUUACCAAUGAAAUUAAUUGUAAUUUUAAUCAUGAUUAGGGAAAAUGGAGUGAAUGACGUGACAAUCAAAGUGUUGUACUGCGGAAUGUGCCACACCGAUCUCCACCAUGUUAGGAAUGAUUGGGGAAUCACCAUGUACCCUUGUGUUCCUGGGCAUGAAAUUACGGGAUUAAUUACAAAGGUUGGGAAGGACGUGACAAAGUUCAAGGUGGGAGACAAAGUUGGAGUUGGUUGUUUAGCAGCUUCGUGCUUGGAAUGUGAAUUUUGCAAGACUUCUCAGGAGAAUUACUGUGAUCAAAUUCAGUUCACUUACAAUGGUAUUUUUUGGGAUGGUAGCAUUACUUGUGGAGGAUACUCCAAAAUGAUGGUUGCGGACCAAAGGUAUGUGGUACGUGUACCGGAAAACCUGCCAAUGGAUGCUGCAGCACCAAUGUUGUGUGCUGGGAUCACGGUGUACUGCCCCAUGAAAGACAGCAAAUUGCUCGAACCAUCAGGCACUCCCAAGAAAGUCGGGAUCAUCGGGCUAGGUGGGUUAGGCCAUGUUGCCGUUAAGUUUGCUAAGGCGUUUGGACAUUAUGUCACCAUCAUUAGCACCUCACCUUCCAAAGAAAAAGAGGCCAAGCAACGACUUGGUGCUGAUGAUUUUAUUGAGAGCACUGACCCCUCACAAAUGAAGGCAAAAAAGAGGACUCUGGACUUCGUAUUGGAUACAGUAUCGGCUUACCAUUCACUAGGACCAUAUUUGGAGUUGUUGAAAGUUGAGGGAACACUUCACAUUGUGGGUGCGCCUGACAAGCCCAUGGACUUGCCAUCCUUCCCUCUCAUUUUUGAAUGAAGAGAAAACAUACUCCAAAUGAAAUGCAAAACAUUACUAGCUUCUUUGCUAAAAAGAAUCCUACUCCAACUUCUCUUCCACAUCCAACACAAAAUGAACAAACUAUAACUCCACCUCAAGAAAGUGAGCAACUUUCAUCUCCAUCUCAUUAUUCAACUCAAAAUUCCCCUCAAAAUGAACAAGGCCAAUGUUCUCCUAAUGCCCCAAUCUUUGGAGAAAGAUUAAGUGAACAUGAAUUUGCUAAUCUUCCACAAGAUCCAGGAAAGAGGAGAAAAAUGAGUCAAUUUCAUAAAGAUGAUAGAGAUUUAGUGAGAAGAAUUUACAUUCAAAGAAAGCCUUGUCAGCCCAAAGACUUUACAUUUCCUCAAACUUCUAUUUUUGGCAAAAAUCGUCGCUUUUGUGCUAAGUGAUUUGAUACUUGGACUUGGCUUGAGUAUAGUGUGGAAAAGGAUGCUGCCUAUUGUUUCCCUUGUUAUCUAUUCAAGGAUGAAAAUGCCUUUGGAGGUGAUGCUUUUGUUAGUGAU
Chenopodium quinoa (quinoa) is the source of this 1607-nucleotide messenger RNA. RefSeq names its product probable cinnamyl alcohol dehydrogenase 6. Bases 217 to 1083 code for a protein of 288 amino acids. Gene Ontology annotation, molecular function: cinnamyl-alcohol dehydrogenase activity; zinc ion binding. The transcript is spliced from 5 exons. The record is from RefSeq and is a predicted model, not a curated record. Gene Ontology annotation, biological process: lignin biosynthetic process. Lineage: Eukaryota; Viridiplantae; Streptophyta; Magnoliopsida; Caryophyllales; Amaranthaceae.